Sclerotinia sclerotiorum 1980 UF-70 is the source of this 603-nucleotide messenger RNA. RefSeq lists its product as hypothetical. Gene Ontology annotation, cellular component: nucleus. Gene Ontology annotation, biological process: DNA repair. NCBI's taxonomy places the organism in Eukaryota, Fungi, Ascomycota, Leotiomycetes, Helotiales, Sclerotiniaceae. The record is from RefSeq and is a predicted model, not a curated record. Gene Ontology annotation, molecular function: DNA binding; catalytic activity. The coding region runs from base 1 to 603 and encodes 200 amino acids. The transcript is spliced from 2 exons.
AUGGAACAAUAUCCUACCCCACAAUCACUUGUCGAUGCCCCGAAAGAAAACAUCGUUUCAGUGAUUCGGCAUCUCGGUUUACAAAACCAACGUGCAGCAACUUACCAAGCUUAUGCUAAAACAUUCUGCGAAAAUCCGCCCGUUAGAUCUAAACGCUACGCAGUCCACGAUUACCCCACCAAAGGUCUAGGUCGUGACGUCAGGAAAAGUGAAGUCCUUCCCGAGGAAUCCGAAGACCCGCGUACAGCGUGGGAAAUUGGACACAUGACUCAAGGGCCCUACGCACUAGACAGUUGGCGCAUCUUUUGUCGCGACAUCCUAUUAGGCAAAGCAGAAGGAUGGAAUGGCGAGGGUAACCAUGAAGAAGGGUUUCAGCCGGAAUGGAUGAGAGUUGCUCCAGAAGAUAAAGAGCUAAGGGCCUUCUUGAGAUGGAUGUGGUUAAAAGAGGGUUUUGGGUGGGAUCCGUUUACGGGGGAGAAAGAGGUUGCUGGGGAGGAAAUGAUGAGGGCUGCGAUUGAGGGGAGGAUUGCUUGGGAUGAUGAAGGUGGGAUGAGGAUUUUGGGCGUGGAUGCUGUGGGAAAGGGGAAUGCUGUGAAAAACUAA